Molecule: messenger RNA, 2079 nt
Organism: Symbiodinium sp. CCMP2592
Lineage: Eukaryota; Dinophyceae; Suessiales; Symbiodiniaceae
Source: the annotation of a GenBank genome assembly
AUGUUGCCGAUAUUCCGCGUGCUGGCUCUGCUCUCUUUGCUUCCUGCACGGGCUGCUGGCAAAGGCUGCGAAGGAGAGUACAGUGUUGAUCACUGUAGUGACCCUGCUCCGUUCUGCAAACGAACCAGCUACAUCGAAGGUUGCUCGUGCUCCGGCGGCUACAGUGCGAAGGUGCUGCGACCAUUGACAAGUGUGGUGGGCGGUUCCACGCCUUGGGUGGAAUUCGACUGCUGCCCGAAUGACGGUGGAUGGGAAUCUGACUGCGGCCAAGAACAGGAAGCGAUCAUGGCAGCUGUCUGGGUUCUGUUUUCCUCUUCUCUUGUGGGUAUUCUGCUCAGCACCCUUAUCAUUACGUGCUCAGGCCCUCGGGUACAGAAAAAAACACUGAACGAUGCGCAGCUUGAAACCUCACCGGAGGUUCUCGACGGUCGCCAGCUGCAUGACAAUGUUAGCAUGAGCAAGUGGUGUGUAAGGUUGGACGACCUGAAGCAAUUCAAGCGACUCGUGAUGCAUGCUGUCAAGGAUGGCCGCAUUAAGCCUACCCAGAGGGACAGCUUCGAUCCAUCCGAUUUGAGAAUUGGGCCGUCAAUGUAUACAGUGAACGAGCAGUACAUCAAGCCUGUCACGGCGGCAGCAGGGAACGUAAGUUGGGCUUUGAUGAAGAAUCCAGAUGGCCUUCGGUGCGAUUUGUUCAUCACGCAUGGCUGGGCUGAAGGGAUUUAUGAGUUCGUGGACAAAGCUGUUCACUGCUGGCCGCUGGGUGCAACAGGCGCGUAUAUUUGCUUCCUAUCCAAUCCACAGAACUUUGACAUUUCACACUUGAUUGCACGGCCAGAGUCGUCGCCUUUCGCGCAAGCUCUGAAGUGCGCGUCGUGCAUGCUGGUUGUGUCGAACAGAAAAGCUAGCAUUUACUCUCGGCUAUGGUGUGUAUAUGAGGCAUUUGUAGCCUACAAGUUGGACAAACCCAUCGUUACGGCAAGGUCCUUGCAUCCAAUGGCGAUGACUCAGACGUGCCGUAUCCUCUGCCUCUACACGGCCUCUGCAUCCAUCGGCCUCCUGCUCCCGCUCCCGGCGUUCCCCCUGGUGGACGCUCCGAGUCAGGUGGCGCUCGCGGUGUUCCUCCUCCUCUCCUUGGGCCUGCUGGGAUCACGUGGCCGCCGGCUUUCAGCAAUUCACGAAGCUAUAGUCGCUUGUACCGCGAUGAUUGCUGGUCUGAGGUUUGCUGUGGGGAUCUCUUUCGGGACCUUCGGGGUCUAUGCCGUGCAAGACUUCUUGCUCAACUUGAGCCUCGUCACAGCGCUUGAAGUGGAUCGGCAUAACUCUCUACAGGCAUCCAAACAGAGCGAGGAGCUCCGGCGUGGCUUCACAACUUGUCAGAGCGCUCAAUGUUCUUCUAGUAGCGAUGCGGAUGCAAUUUGGGGAGAGAUCCAUAGCAGCGGACUUGCUGGCGAGCUCGAGUCUGCAGUGGGAGCCUUACGUUCCAUGAACGUCUCCACCCGCGAGCUGCGCAGAACCGUGGAGCGCACCGGCCCUUUGGGUGAUGCUUCCCACUGGAAUCGAGCCAUAGUUGUCUCGAGCUUCACUGCCUUCUGGGGAUUUUCGCCACUUCUGCUCUUCGCCUACGGCCAUGAACUGCCAGAGGUGGAUGACUCCAACUACUGGCUGGUGGUGCUGUUGAUUGUGCUGUCGGUCUUGGAAGCUUUGGCAGGCAUUGUCUUGCUUGUGGCAGUUGGUCCAGCCCGGAGAGCCUUUGCAGCUCGGAUCCAACUUUUCUGGAUACUUCUUCUGCCCGUCUAUAUGGCCGGACUGACAACCAACCUUGUCUACUACCUCGUGCAGAUCUUCGUGAUCGGUCCCGUAGUCCUUACGCUCUCAGCCCUGGGGCCUGCACGGCUUUCAAGGGCUCCUUUCAUAGGCCCUUGUUUUGUACGUUUGGUCUUCUGGUCGUCGGUGAGAAGCUGGGUACAUCGAGUGGACCGCCAACGAAGGAUCAGCUCCGGCCCAGAGGAAACUCUGCCCGUGUCCAUCCCGGUGGGCCGCAGUGAAGAGUCUCAGACUAGCGAUUACCUGCAAGUUUAA